Macrosteles quadrilineatus (aster leafhopper) is the source of this 4565-nucleotide messenger RNA. Its product is annotated as protein strawberry notch-like. Bases 1 to 3321 code for a protein of 1106 amino acids. Lineage: Eukaryota; Metazoa; Arthropoda; Insecta; Hemiptera; Cicadellidae. The transcript has 23 exons. Gene Ontology annotation, molecular function: chromatin DNA binding; histone binding. Gene Ontology annotation, cellular component: nucleus. The record is from RefSeq and is a predicted model, not a curated record. Gene Ontology annotation, biological process: regulation of DNA-templated transcription.
AUGGCCAACAUUGAGGAGAAGUUCUGGUGUCUUGGAAGAGGAAUAUUUGGCAGAUACCGGAGGAGAAAUAACUACAAAAAGAAGAGUAAGAAGCCCAAAGAAAAAACAAAAAAAGUUGAUGAAAAAACGUUAAGAGAGCAGGUCACUCAAGAAGGCAGCGAUGAUGAAGACUUGGCCGUGGCUGAAACGUACGCUGAUUAUAUGCCAAGCAAAUUGAAGGUUGGCAAGCGACACCCGGACCCUGUGGUGGAGACUGCGUCCUUGUCUAGUGUUGCCCCUCCCGACAUCGACUACGAGCUGCAUCUACCUUCUCACGUCGUAGAGAGUGGCGCAUUGUCCGCGCUGCAGCUGGAGGCCAUCACUUACGCGGCGCAGCAACACCAACACUUUCUGCCAGACGGUAGUCGGGCCGGCUUCCUCAUCGGUGACGGAGCUGGUGUAGGAAAAGGCCGAACAGUUGCUGGCUGCAUUUUUGAAAACUACUUGCAGGGAAGGAAAAAAGCCAUAUGGAUUUCAGUGUCUGCCGAUUUAAAAUAUGACAGCGAGAGGGAUCUUGAUGAUAUCGGAGCAACAAAUAUCAAAGUUUACGCUUUGAGUAAGCUGAAGUACGACAAGCUGUCGUCUGCAGCCAACGGUUGGAUAGAGGAAGGAGUGAUAUUCUGCACUUACUCACUGUUGUCUUCAUCGUCCACCUUGGGCGGAAGGCAUAAAACACGGAUGGAACAGCUGUUGGAUUGGUGCGGAGACAACUUCGACGGAGUCAUUGUGUUUGAUGAGUCCCAUAAAGCCAAAAACCUAGUUGUGACCAAAGCAAAGCCUACGAAGGCAGCGCAGGCAGUCGUGGAGCUGCAGUCGCGGUUGCCGCUGGCUCGUGUGGUGUACGCGUCUGCCACCGGGGCGUCCGAACCUCGCAACAUGGCGUACAUGACUCGGCUGGGCAUCUGGGGGACAGGGACGCCCUUCCCGGACUUCAUGGACUUUAUAAACUCCGUAGAGAAGAGAGGAGUUGGUGCAAUGGAAAUAGUCGCGAUGGACAUGAAGCUGCGAGGGAUCUACAUUGCUCGCCAACUCAGCUUCCACGGAGUUACGUUUAACAUCGACGAGAUCCAGUUGUCUCCGGAGUUUGUUCGAGCUUACAACGAUUCUGUUGCUCUGUGGGUACAAAUGCUUAACGAUUUCCAAACGGCCAUUGAACUGAUGGAAGUCCCUGCCAAAGAUAAGAUGACAAUUAUUAGACAAUUCUGGGGUUCUCACCAGCGUUUCUUCAAGUACCUUUGCAUCGCUGCUAAAGUGGAGCGAACUGUCGCAAUCACCAGGGAAGCCGUCAAGAUGGGAAAGUCUGUUGUGAUUGGUCUGCAAUCCACGGGAGAAGCUGCGACCAUCGGGACCCUCAAAGAAGACGGAGAAAUCAACGAGUUUGUUGGUACAGCCAAGACAGUCUUGCAGCAACUGGUGGAAAAACAUUUUCCAGCUCCUGAUAGAAAUAAAGUCAACAAACUAUUAGGAAUCAAAGGUCUUGGCAUAACCAAUGGGAACUACAAUGGUGUGGGAAAGAAGAGAAAGUUGACAGUGAGGCAGACAGCCAUAGUAGCUGCAAAGAAGGUAAAAAUGGAAAAGAAGAAAGAGUCAAGCAGUGAAUCAGAGAAAAGUGAAGGUUCUGAUUCUGAAUCUAGCUUUUCCUUCAGUAAUUCCGAUUCUGAUUCUUCCACAUCAGAACACUCUGCAAGCACCGAUGUGGAAGAAUCUCAAAAAAAUAAAGGUAACAUGACAGCUACAGACAAGGCCUGUGCCAUGCGAGAACAACUGUUGGACAAGAUUGAACACUUGGGAAAGAGGCUGCCUCCAAACACACUGGACCAGUUGAUAGAUGAACUCGGAGGUCCCGAGAAUGUGGCUGAGAUGACUGGAAGGAAGGGUAGAGUGGUGCAAGGAUCAGACGGAAGUAUCCAUUACGAGUCUAGAGGCGAAUCUGAGUGUUCCCUUGAAACUCUCAACUUGACUGAGAAAAGCAGGUUCAUGGAUGGACAGAAGGUGAUUGCCAUAAUCUCGGAGGCAGCUAGCUCCGGCAUAUCUCUACAGAGUGAUCGCAGAGUGACCAACCAGAGACGGAGAGUACAUAUCACCCUGGAGCUACCUUGGAGCGCUGACCGAGCCAUACAGCAGUUUGGCCGAACCCACCGCAGCAACCAAGUCAACGCCCCAGAGUACAUGUUCCUCAUCUCUAACUUGGCUGGAGAGAGAAGAUUCGCCUCCAUAGUGGCCAAGCGUUUGGAGAGUCUGGGAGCCUUGACUCAUGGUGACCGGCGUGCCACAGAAGUACGGGAUUUAUCCCAGUACAACAUUGACACCAAGUACGGCCGCACAGCCCUCACGUCUGUCAUGAACGCCGUGUUGAACAAGGUGGCCCCGCUGGUGCCUCCUCCUCAGGACUACAAGGGAGACUUCUUCAAGGAUUGCACUGAUGCUUUGGUCGGCGUGGGAGUGAUUUUGAAAAGCAUGAACGGCUUCCAUACAAUGGAGAGGGAAAUCAACAUUAGUCGGUUCCUAAACCGGAUCCUUGGUUUGCCAGUUGAGCUGCAGAACCGGCUCUUCCAGUACUUUAUGGACACCCUACAAGCAAUCGUCAAUCAAGCUAAGAAAUCGGGCAGAUACGAUUUGGGAAUACUAGACUUGGGGACAGCAGGAGACAAUGUUCACCAUGUGGAGCUGCACACUUUCUUGGGUCAACACGCCACGGGCUCUGCCAUGACGGAGAUUCAUGUUGUAAGAGUUGAGAGAGGGUUCAGCUGGGAAGACGCAAUGAGGAAGGCCGAACAGCUGACCGGUGAUGAUGAAGGCUUCUACCUCUCACAUCAGAUACGUAAUGGAAAACAAACAGCCAUUUUGGCAGUGAGUCCGAACAAUCGAAACACAGGAAGCAAAUUUGAAAUGUACACUAUUUACCGUCCAAACACCGGCCUUCAGGUGAGGCCAGACGCUCUGGGGGAAAUUAAGAAGAAAUACAGGAAGGUGAAAGCAUCGGAUGCGAUGAAACAUUGGAUCCAACAAUACGAGUCAUCUUUAACUACUUGUUCACAUGCAUACUGGGGUGGCAACUGUCGGAUGGUGACUUUGGGUUACAACUGUGAGGUCGGGUUACGCAGACGCAAGUACAACGUGCUGGCUGGCUCGGUGCUCAGCGUUUGGACCAAGGUGGAGGCGAUACUGCGCGAAGAAAACAGAACACAGGUGGUGCGUCUCCGUACAGCCGACGGAGUCAAGAUUGUUGGAACACUGAUUCCAAACUCCUGUUUGGGACCUCUGCUACAAGAACUUGAAUGAAGACGCAGAAAAACUAACUUGGAAUUACGUUAAUAAAUCUUAAGUUCCUAUCCAGUAACGAGUAACCAAAGCGAGUUACCAAAGUGAUUUAAUUAGGAAUAUACUACCAGUUUUCUUAAGGUCUCUAAAAUCAAGUCUGAUUUCGUAGCGCAUUCCUUUAGUUCUAAAUUAUUUGUCAUUGUAUUUAUACCUCGCAAGUUUACUUUUUGUUAAAAAUACCUCAAGGAAUUUUGCAUUUGCCAACUAUGCCCUUAUUUGUUAGCUGAGACAUAGUAUUUUCGUAUUGAAUGCAUCCGUUUUUAUGUUUGGGGAAAACUGUUGGACAUAAAAUAUUGCUCUCUUUUGCAAAAUAAUUAUGAAUAAUUCUUAAAUGGAAGCGCUGGUAAUAGUUAUUACUGAUUACUAUGUAAUUGUUAAUUUUUUACAGUAUUACCUGUUUUAUAUUACGCUAUGUUACUGUGUGAUUAUUUUUAAUACAAACUCUAUUGUGUUUGUGUAACAGAGUUUUUUCAUUUUUGUAAAAGUAGUACAAGUUGUAUUUUGAUAAGUUAUUCAGUUUAUUCAUUUGAUAGGUUAGGUAUAACAUGAGAGAUGUUGGUGUUGUUGAAACAGUAUUAACUACAAAGUAUUAAAGCACAACCUCUUACGUCGAUCCAACUUAGCUAAGAUCUGUGUUACCGACGGGAAAAGUUGAAAACGACAACAAAUUUAAAUACGGAGAAAACACCUUUAAAAUGUUUACACGUCACAAUAAAACAAAAACUAUAACGUCUCAACAUACUUGCAGCGAUACACUCAGGCAACAGAUAUUCAGUAACGGCAAACGACAUAUGUUGCGCUAAUGAGUUAAAUAAAGCAAUAGCACUUACCUAAAUGCAUAUUUUCAUAAUUUAUAUUCAUUUUUAGUUAUUGCAUUGAGUUAUCUAGGGAUCUGACGUAGAGAGGUUGUAAUGUACUUGAUAAGUCCAUUGAUAUUGUUUUUUGUAAUUAGGCUAAAAACUACCUAAUGCAUCAUUGGCCAGUAUUACUCAAACCUUAUGUGUUAAGUUUACCAAUCGUUAAGUUAUUAUUUUAAUAAUAUUAACCACAAUUUAGUAGCUAGGAGUUUGUUGAUACAGUGGUUAUCGCUGUUCUUUUUUGCUACUAAAUAAUGUUUUUAACUUUGCUAAUUGGUAAGUAGUAAUGAAUUUAUUUAUUGUUACUAAAGUUAAUUGCAAAGUGUGGUUGAAAUACUGUAUUCCAUA